This is a messenger RNA of Penicillium taxi, 207 nucleotides long. RefSeq lists its product as uncharacterized. The transcript has a single exon. The record is from RefSeq and is a predicted model, not a curated record. NCBI's taxonomy places the organism in Eukaryota, Fungi, Ascomycota, Eurotiomycetes, Eurotiales, Aspergillaceae. Bases 1 to 207 code for a protein of 68 amino acids.
AUGUGCCAGUUUGCUACCAGACAGGUGGCGUGGACGGAGUGCGCAUGCACCGAGUCACGCUGUGUUCCUGAGCCGUGCGGCAAGAACUGUGAUCCCGAGUUUUGGGCCGAAAUUGAGUAUCCGGAAUGGAAACUUCACUUCAUUGGACGAAAGUGUGACAAAUGCCUAGCUCAGGAGCCUCGUUUGUCUUGGAAGGUGCAAGUUUAG